This is a messenger RNA of Acipenser ruthenus (sterlet), 2697 nucleotides long. Its product is annotated as tripartite motif-containing protein 16-like protein. The record is from RefSeq and is a predicted model, not a curated record. Gene Ontology annotation, molecular function: protein binding. Bases 1071 to 2336 code for a protein of 421 amino acids. The transcript is spliced from 7 exons. NCBI's taxonomy places the organism in Eukaryota, Metazoa, Chordata, Actinopteri, Acipenseriformes, Acipenseridae.
UUAAAGUCAGAAGAUAUGAUACUUCAAUUUAUGCUUACUGUUACACUUUUAAGAGUGGGUUUUAGGAAAUGUUGCCCCUUUAAAUAUGUUGGAGGACCUUGACCUUUAUAAACCGUGCACUAAUGCACUAUGGGAUGGCACCUUUUCCUGUUGGUAGUUUGUACUGUGCUUAGUUUGCUGCUGAAGGUUUGCCGUCAGGUAUUUCAUGUGUACAGGUUUACUAAACGUAGAUGUGUUAAUGCAAAACUGCAGAAAGUUAGAUAUAUGCUAUGUUUAUCUAGCUUUUGUUUGUCACAGUUUUAGUCAAUGUACUUUGUUUUGCAAACAUUGCUGGCACUAUUUUUUUUCAUUGCUAUUUCCUGGAGGAAAACAAGACAUACCCUUGGAUUUUGGAUUACAGCUGUGUUUUUUGGUCUUUGUGUCAUUUUUCUGGAGCGCUCACGGACAACCACACAAACCGGUGAGACCGAACUGAUUUAUUAUUAUUUUUGUACGGUGGAUUUUUGUUUCAUUUCCUUUUACUUUAUUUUUGUUGGUGGAUUACAAACUUAAUUUUGAUUUUUGGGGUUUUUUUUAUUUUUUGUUUGUUUAUGAAACUGGACUAUUAUUUUGGGACAUUUCUACUGAACAUUAUUUUUAAUUAUUUAUUGCCUCUGUAGGUUUACCAGUGGAUUUACCACCAUCCUAUUUCUGUUUCGACUUAAUUUUAUAUGCAUGGGUCAGCAGCUACCCGAGGUACUGUGGGUCAUAAAAUUGUUUGGUAAUCUGUGUGUGUUGGACAAAUGUUUUGGAAUUAAAUGUUUUGCACCCAAAUGAACCUAGCAAUCCUAUUUUUGCUGUGUAUCUGCCUUUCUCCGAUCUACUUUUUAUGUCAUUUUUAAGGAGUUUUUGGUAGUAACCUAUUCUUAUUCUGGGAAUGUUGUGUUGGCCUUUUGGGUCAAAGGUAGAUUGUUACAAGGGUAUUAUUAUUAUUAUUAUUAUUAUUAUUAUUAUUAUUAUUAUUAUUAUUAUUAUUAUUAUUAUUAUUAUUAACAGGUGGACUGGAACACAUCUACAGAAGUUUACUGUCUAUGCCUGUUGUGUUUUUGAUAUCAAUUCUAACCAUGUCUCCUCUACUGUGUUCUUUCACUCAGAGAUCUGCGUGCAUAGAAAUAAAGGAAAGUGAGAAGAUCUUUACUGAGCUGAUCCGAUCCAUUGAGAAGAUCCACACUGAGGUUAUUGAGCUGAUUGGAGCUAACGAGAAGGCUGCAGUGAAUCAGGCUGAAGGACGCAUGAAGAAACUGGAGCAGGAGAUUGCUGAGCUAAGGAGGAGAGACGCUGAGCUGAAACAGCUUUCAGAGACAGAGGAUCACAUCCAUUUUCUACAGAAUUUCCAGUCUCUCUGUGCCCCUCCUGAAGCUGGAGACUUACCCAGCGUUACUGUCAAUACCGGCAUCUCUUUUGGGGCUGUGAGGAAAGCUGUAUCUGAACUUAAAGACCAUAUUGUGGACUUCUGCAAGGGGGAAAUAGUCAAAAUAACCACAUCAGUGAAUGAAGUUGCAGUUUACAGUCUGCAGGCUCCAGAGCCAAGGAACAGAGCUGAGUUUUUAAAAUCAAAGGAAAAGUGUGAAGUGGAAAUGAAGGACCAGCCAGCGCCUCGACGAAGACGCAGUAAUAAGAAGAACCGUCCUAACAUGUCUGGAUGUGAAGGGAGUGCAGAAGAGGAAACAGGAGAGACAGAGGAACAAGAACCAGUGAACAAAGUUGCAGUUUACAGUCUGCAGGCUCCAGAGCCAAGGAACAGAGCUGAGUUUUUAAAAUAUUCCUGUCAGCUCACACUGGACCCCAACACAGCGUAUGAAGAGCUCUGUCUGUCUGAAGGGAACAGAAAGGUGACACGGAGGAGAGAGACCCAGAGAUAUCCUGAUGAUCACCCAGAGAGAUUUGAUAGCUGGGAACAAGUGCUUUGCAAAGAGGGUUUGUCUGGGACUCGCUGUUACUGGGAGAUUGAGUGGAGUGGGGGAUGGGCUUUUAUAGGAGUCACAUAUAAAGGAAUCAGCAGGAAAGGAUGGGAUGGUUCCUGUGUCCUUGGAUGCAAUGACAAGUCCUGGAGUUUGCUCUGCUCUGAUUCCAGUUACACUGCCCAGCACAAUAACAAUGAAACUGCAAUAACUGCCCCCCACUCCCCCAGAAUAGGAGUGUAUCUGGACUUUAAUGCCGGCACGCUGUCCUUUUAUGGCAUCUCUGACACAAUGACCCUCCUGCACAGAUUCCAAACCACAUUCACUGAGCCGCUCUAUCCUGGGUUUUGGCUUCAUUGUUAUGAUUCCACUGUAACAAUCUGCCAACUGAACUAGACUGUUUUGUGUUGUAAGAAACCCUUUGUCCUCUCCACUCCUCGGGUGAAGGGAAUGUUCAAUCUGACACAACUUUGGAUGAAAGUUAGGGGGUAAAACGGCACCACCUGCAGAGCGAAACGAGGUGAAUUAUUUGUAUUUAGCAACGAAUGGAUUUCAUACGAAAUAACUGUAUUUAAUUUCUAUUUUAAGAAUUGUUAUGUUUUAUAUAUAUUUUAAAAAUGGCCUCCAAUAGUCAGUACUGUAACAGUUUUUUAAAAAGUUUGCUUUAUUGUGUGUGUGUUUUUGUUCUUUGAUUUCCAUAAAAUGUUUGUUCUGUUUAUUUUUUUCAGAUUUUAGCAAUGUGAUUUAAUAAAAGUAA